This is a messenger RNA of Glycine soja, 727 nucleotides long. RefSeq names its product anaphase-promoting complex subunit 13-like. The transcript is spliced from 4 exons. Gene Ontology annotation, biological process: protein K11-linked ubiquitination. Gene Ontology annotation, cellular component: anaphase-promoting complex. The record is from RefSeq and is a predicted model, not a curated record. NCBI's taxonomy places the organism in Eukaryota, Viridiplantae, Streptophyta, Magnoliopsida, Fabales, Fabaceae. Bases 195 to 386 code for a protein of 63 amino acids.
AACACAGGCAUUUUGAAAAUAGUUCAGUUUGUUAUUCACCAACGUUAAACGUUAACGCUAACGCGGUCUUAUAAAAUGUUAGCUUAAUAAUAAUUUGAAACCUCUUACUUUGAGAGACAGUGGCAGCGGUGGUACUCUGAAAUUGAUCCUCUCAGUCUCAGGAACACGGUGCGUUAGUAAAAAGUGAAAAAGAAAUGGCAGAACUGAGUUUGGGAAUUCUAAUUGAUAUUGUUGAUGAGGAAUGGAUGAGAGAAACUCUUCCUGAUGAUGAUCUUCCACUGCCCCCAACACUGGUUGUUAGGACAGAUGAUACUGAGGACUCAAAUCAGGAGAUUCAACAAGUUAAUGUGGAUGCUUGGCACGAUCUUGCCUUUGGUCAAGAAUAGAAGUUUCAUCAUUAACUAGUGUCUAGUGUUGUGCUUUGUAAUUAGUGAGUGGAUGAUGGUGCUCCCUGGUAUUUGGACUAGGCAUCUUCCUUUCUUUUUCCCUGAUAGAUUGUAACUUAUUCAUGUUUAUCAACUACUAGUAACCGUUAAGGUUAUAUUAAGGAAUCGUGCUAUCAUUGCUGAAUGUUAAUGUUUGCUGUCAGGAAAACACUGUUGUAUUUUUGCUUUAAGGUUGAAGCAAAUUUAGGGCAACUAGUGCCUACUGGUAUGCUCUGGAGUCUGAAACUUGUAUUAAUAUGUUUAAUAGUAAUAUAUAGUAGUACUACUGUUGUUUGGAAUCA